Messenger RNA from Symbiodinium natans, 2937 nucleotides. NCBI's taxonomy places the organism in Eukaryota, Dinophyceae, Suessiales, Symbiodiniaceae. The record is from the annotation of a GenBank genome assembly.
AUGAAAGAAAACACCAAAGUGUCCUCUUCACAGAAGAGGGCUCUCACACUGGUAGCCGCUGCGCUGCUUUCAGCCGCUGCCUUGUGGGCAUCCUUUUCACGAAUCUCCGCGGCGAUGAUGGAGAUCAGAGGGAACCAGUAUCGAGAUGAUAACCUUCCUCCCUGGAGCCAUGGACUUCUUGACAUCCAUCAUCUGCAGGUGGGGGCAUGCCAGAGCACCUUUGUCGUGAUGCCGGAUGGCUCCACCUUGCUCAUCGACGCCGGCGACGUGGAGACGGAGGCUUGGAGAGCAAGACACAAGGAGAAGGAACCGAGGCGCCCCUUCCCCAACUCCACCAGAACCACGGCUGGAUGGAUCGUCGAGUAUCUGAAGAAGUUUUGGCCGCGCGACUUGGAAGCCAGACCUACCUUGGAUUUUGUGCUGGUGACGCAUUUCCGCAAGGACCACAUUGGUGACAUUGAGGCGGCUGUCAAGAGGGGCACCAUGAGCCUACAUGGGCACGAUGCACUUCCACUCACGGGUCUCUCAGAGGUCGCGGAAGCUUUCCAUUUCUCCAAGCUGAUUGACAGAGCGUAUCCAGACUACAGCUUUCCCGUCAGUCUCUUCAACACGCCCGACGGUGCCUUUUACAUGGGCUUCAUGGAGUCGCUGCAGGUGAGGGGCACCAGCGUCGAACGCUUUGAGGUUGCCAGCUCUGACCAGCUGCGCAUGGUGAAGAAAGGCUCGACUGCAGGAUUCGCGAUCAAGAACAUCAAGGCGAAUAACGAGGUUGCCGAGGUCGACAGGACAGGCAACCUGAAAGGCAAAAGAACCAUACCCGGCACAGUCUUGAAGGGCGAGGGAGAUUGGGAUGAGAAUGCGCUGAGCACAGCAAUCGUCAUCGAGUAUGACAGCUUCCGCUACUAUGAGGGCGGGGACACAAGCGACCAAGCGAUGGACUCGGUAAACCCCACGGCACAAGCCACGGGGCCAGUGGAUGUAGCCACCCUGAAUCACCACGGACAUGGGGUGACCGAGCUUUUCGCCCAGCUGGUGGACCCAAAGGUGGCGAUUCUGCAGGUUUGGUGUUCUGACCAGCCACCAAGCCAAAGCAUGAGGAUCCUGGGCGCAGAAGGCACGGGCAUCGGGCGGGAGAUCUUCGCCACCGACCUGUUUUCAGAGAGGUCGGCCGAUCUCCAGGCACAGGGUCUCUUAGGAAACCUCCGAUCCUCCGGGGGUCACGUGGUUGUCCGGGUGUAUCCCAAGCGCGGCGAGCGCGCGAUCCAGACCUACGAGGUGUUCGUCCUCGAUCCCAGCACCCUGCCGACGACCGAAGAGCCGGCUGAGUCGACGGGCGAUCCAGACUGGUCGGAGCUUCUGAGUCGAGUAGAGCAGGCCGUGCGCGAGGCGGAGGGCGCUUCCGCUGCGCCCAGCGCGGCGACCAUGGCCGAGGAGGUUGCUGUCUUAGUCGCCGAAAAGAUGGCGCUGAGAGAGCAGGUGGAGAGACAGCAGGAGCGCAUCGAGAUGCUUGAGGACGAGCUUCGACAACUGGAUGUGAUGCCGCCAGAUCACCUUCUGAGAGACGUGCUGUCGAAGCACGUCGCCCGGGGUCUGAGCGAUGCAGGCGGUGCCUUGUCAGCGGGCCUUUCGGCUGUGCUGGCACCCAAAACUGGCCGCCCUGAGUCAUCGCCUGUGGGAGGUGAGUUUGAGGUCAUCAGCGGGCGUGGCGCCAUCGUCCGCAGCGGUGAGUCCCUGCGCAGUGAGGUCGUGGGGGAACUGGCCCCAGGCAGCCGCGUCAAGGUCGUCGCGACCUCGCGCAAGUAUCCACGGAGGGUGGAGAUCGUCCACGCGCCUGCAGAAGCCCCGGGUUCUGCCGAGGACGCGCCCAAGGCGCGGGGACUCGUCGGAUGGAUCAGUGCGUCCUCCAAGGACGGUCGCCUUCUGAUCCGGGCUGUGGCUGAGGAGGCACCAGUUGAGGCGGUGCAGGCAGCGGCAGCGGCCGAGUCACCGAAGGAUGCAGGCAGCGUCACAUUGUCGCAGCAGGAGUGGGAGUGCUUGAAUGAAGCCAAUGCGAGCUCCGCCCAGCAACUCCAGGAGCUGUCUGCGCAGCUGAGCCACAUCGGCGCCUACCUGCUCCAGUCAUUCGAGAUGCAGUCCGUGCUGGCUCAGCUGCAGAAGAUAGCGGGGCAGGAGCGCGAGCGGUGCUCCUCGGCUCGGGAAACUGCGGCCAUGGCCAGCGAAGAGGCAGCACAACGCCGUCGCCAGGCGCGCGCCGAGGUCGAGGCACUCCAGGAAGCCUUUCGGGCCAAUGAGGCCCGCCUGGCUGUCGCCGAGGAAGAGGGAGAGGAAGAGGAGGAGGAGGCAGAAGAGCACGAGGAGGAACCACCUCCCACUCUCCUGGCCGAGUCGCCCAUUGGUGCCUCAGCGAUCGACUGGGAGCGGUUGAGCUCCGAGAGGGAGACCACGGCGGCGGCGCUCUCCGCCGGACUUCAGCGGCUGACCUCGCUGCAAAGGGAGGUGGCGGAGCUCGAACAGGAGCAGCAGCGGAAGCGCGCCGAGCCUGCCGACUUCGGCCAGCUAAGGCAGCGCCUGCGAUCGGCGUUGCGAGGUGCAACGAAGGUGGAGCCGCCCUGCAACAGCGAGGUCCUGGAAGCCUCAGAGGGCCUCUUCCGCCACCGACUCCGUGACCUCACGCAGCACGCCCGAGCGCUUCGGAGGGAGCUGCGGCAGGCUCAAGAAGGCGAGCGGACGUUGCGGGGGUCGGUGGCGGCGCGCAGCGACGCUUUGCGAGGGCUGCUCCAUCGCCUUGCGCUCACCGGGCUCGAGUCGAUUCCACAGUGCGGUCCGGUUCGCCUCGCACCGGACCCCGAUGCGGAAAGAGCAGCGCUCCUGGCCGCCGUGCAGGAACAGCUCCAGCAAAACCUGGAACUCCAGUCCUCGACAUGCCCACAGCCUUGA